AUGGUGUCCUGGUACCGGCACCAGCAAGAGCGGCCAUCGACCAAGCUGCCGACCGGCCCCCUGGCGGAGGAGUUCACAGUGGACUCCGUGGGCGUGGUUCGGCUGGCGUCGGCUUCGCUAGAUCGGGAGGAGCGGUCGCAGAUCCUGUUGACUGUGGCGGCCUUCGACAUGGGGCCCGACCAGGGCCGACGCAGCGCCUCCACUCUGGUGAACAUCACUGUGGAGGACAUCAACGACCACCCUCCCGUCUUCAGCCGAGCCGUCUACUCGGCCAGUAUCGUGGAGGACAUCCCGCUGUCGCCGCCCAGCCCCAUACUGCAGGUGCUGGCGUCGGACGCGGACGCUGGUGAGAACGCCGCCGUGCGGUACUCGCUGGGACCGGAGCCGGCCGCCGCCUGGUUCCGGCUCGACCCCGACUCCGGCUUCCUGUACCCGGCCCAGCGGGUCACGGCCGACCAGAGCGAGGUCGUGCUGACGGUGCUGGCCACGGACGGCAAGUUCAACGACACGGCGACGGUGAAGGUGGGCGUGCUGGCGGCCAACCACGACAAGCCGCGCUUCAUCAAGCCGGCCACCGACAACAAGAUCUACUACGUGGAGGAGAACGUGCAGGAGGCGGGCAGUCUGGUGCUGACGGCUGAGGCGUCGGACCGGGACCAGGGCGACAACGGCCGGCUCUCCUACUACUUCAGGGUGGGCGAGACGGACGGCUCGGAGACGGACGAGUUCGCCAUUGACUCGGAGACGGGCGAGGUCCGCACGCGCGUCCGAUUUGACCGCGAGUCGCGCGACAAGUACACGCUGGUGCUGGUGGCCCGGGAUCAUGGCUCGCCCAUCCCGCACGAGUCGGCGCGCUCCGUGCAGAUCCACGUGCUGGACGUGGACGACCACGUGCCGCAGUUCCGCGAGCACGUGCACCGCUUCAGCCUGAUGGAGAACUCGCGACCGGGCACGGCCGUCGGCUCGGUGCGGGCCGAGGACCCCGACUCGGCCGAGACGGGUCGCACCUUCUACUUCCUGGUGGGCGGCGACGCGGCCGCCUUCUCGGUCAGCCAGCGCGGCGACAUCGCCGUCACGCGUUCGCUGGACCGCGAGCAGCGCGACCAGUACGAAAUCAUCGUGAAAGCCACGAGCAACGCCUCAUUUUACGCGGAGAACGUGACGGCGGACGACCUUGACCCGACCUUGACCGUGAUCAAGAUCACCGUGCUCGACCUCAACGACUCGCCGCCAGCCUUCGAGGCCAAGGAGUACUUUGCUGGUGUGUCCGAGCUGGCCCAGUUCCGUGACCCGGUGACGACGGUGGCUGCGUUCGACCCGGACCAGGGCCAGAAUGGCGAGCUGGUCUACACCAUCAGGUCCACCCAGCUCUACAAGCCGGGCUCGGCGGUGGCCAGCGGCGCCAUCGUGCCCUCUCCGUUCAGUAUCGACUCGGGCGGCCGGCUGACCUGCGCCACGCUGAUGGGCGAGUACAAACACCACCGGUUCCUGGUGCAGCUGGCCGCGCGGGAGCGCUACGCCCCGCGUCGUGAGGCCCUCGCUCGCGUUCACGUGUGGGUGUACGACGCCUCGCAGCUGGUGCACGUGACGCUCGGCGUGCCGCCCGACGCCAUCGUUCGCCAGCCGGACCGCAUCGUCAAGGCCUUCAGCAACGCCACCGGCGGCCGCGUCGUCAUCGAUGACGUCAGAUACCACGUGACCGAGGAGAACGUGGUCAAGCGGACGUGGUCGGACAUGUACAUGCACGUGGCGGAUGCCGAGCAGCAGAUAGUGCCGACGGCCGACGUGCUGCGGGCGUUCGACCAGCACUAUGACUACCUGCAGCGGCAGCACGCCCAGCUACGUCUGCAGAAGGUUCAGGCGGCGGACGCGCGUCCGGUGGUGCAAGAGACGAGUCAGACGCUGGUGACGCUGGUGGCGUUGCUGCUGGUGCUGGUGAUCGGCCUGGUGACCAUGUGCGCCGUUUGCUGCUGCCUCAAGAACGUGCCGGCCACCAUACCGGUGGACAUGGAGCAGGUGAAGCGACCUCAGCCGGCGUCGGCCCGGCAGGCCGCCGAGCCGGAGGGGCCGGCCGGCACAGAGAAUCCGCUCUGGAUCGGCAACAAGCUCAAGAUGUACGAGGAGCAGGAGCUGAGUAUGCAGGUGGUGAGCGACCCGGAGCCGCGGCCGAGCGCCGACGACCGCGCCCUGGCCGACGAGCUGCAGAGCAAUACGUACGCCACCCUACAGCGGCCCGACAGCAGGCAGGACGGCGUCGAACACAGCCCCAGCGGAGACACCGGGGACUACGCCACGCUGGGGCGAUACAGCGCGGCGCCGGCGCUGCCGCCCGGGCCGACCAUCCCCGGGGUGGUGCCGGCGCCGUUGAGCGAACGUACGGUGGUGCACCGGGACCGCUGA
This is a messenger RNA of Pollicipes pollicipes, 2400 nucleotides long. Its product is annotated as cadherin-87A-like. Bases 1 to 2400 code for a protein of 799 amino acids. NCBI's taxonomy places the organism in Eukaryota, Metazoa, Arthropoda, Thecostraca, Pollicipedomorpha, Pollicipedidae. The transcript has 19 exons. The record is from RefSeq and is a predicted model, not a curated record. Gene Ontology annotation, cellular component: catenin complex; plasma membrane. Gene Ontology annotation, molecular function: cadherin binding; beta-catenin binding; calcium ion binding. Gene Ontology annotation, biological process: multicellular organism development; homophilic cell-cell adhesion; cell migration.